Messenger RNA from Brienomyrus brachyistius, 2102 nucleotides. RefSeq names its product RNA-binding protein 38-like. The coding region runs from base 301 to 999 and encodes 232 amino acids. The transcript is spliced from 4 exons. Gene Ontology annotation, cellular component: cytosol. The record is from RefSeq and is a predicted model, not a curated record. Gene Ontology annotation, molecular function: RNA binding. NCBI's taxonomy places the organism in Eukaryota, Metazoa, Chordata, Actinopteri, Osteoglossiformes, Mormyridae.
UUUAAACAGUGACAAAAGCCACCUGCUAAGGAAGGGCGGCUUGUUUUAGUUUUAUUUUACCCUAAAGGACAGAAACCUAAACAUUGCAUGAGGUCAUUUAUUUAAAGGGAAAACGUACAAGUAUUAAUUUUCUCUAAAUGAUUUCCGUUAUGUAAACUUGCAUUUUAGUAGGUCUAUUUAGUGUUUUGUAGGCAGACUACCGUUGUUGGCCGGACCACGUUGCCAGCGUCCGCUAGGAGCUCAUGCAGCUUGUCAACAUUGUUAUCUGAUUGUUAUUGUAACAUCCAUUUUAGCUAAUCAAUGCUUUUACAUCAGUUUGUUAAAGGAGCGCUGGAAGGCAUGCAUCCCACAAUUUCGAAAGACACUACUUUUACAAAGAUUUUCGUUGGUGGUUUGCCGUACCACACCAAUGAUGCCUCUCUAAGAAAAUAUUUUGAAGCAUUCGGAGACAUCGAAGAAGCUGUUGUGAUAACGGACAGACAGACCGGUAAAUCCAGAGGAUAUGGAUUCGUGACCAUGACAGAUAGGGGGGCUGCAGAGAGGGCUUGCAAAGACCCGAACCCCAUCAUUGACGGCAGGAAAGCUAAUGUCAACCUGGCAUAUCUGGGCGCCAAACCUCGCGGUCUGCAGGCAGGCCUCUCCUUUGGAGUACAACAGAUUCACCCCACGCUGAUCCAGAGGCAGCAUGGACUCCUUCAGCAGUACCUUUAUCCGCAGGCCAUCGUACAGCCCAGCCUCAUAGUUCCCUCACAGAUGUCCUCCAUCAAUUCACCCUACAUGGACUACAGCGCCCCCUACGCUCAGUAUGCCUCAACUGCAUUUGAGCAGUACCCCUAUGCCGCUUCCCCAGGCUUUCUCAGCUAUGGCUACGUCCCGAGCCCAGCCCCCCCUGCUCCUGCUCCGGGCUCCGUCCAGCAGCCCCUGGUUUCGGCUGCCCCGCUGGCCACCGCCUUCGUUCAGUACACCCCCCAGCAGCUGCAGCUGGACCGCAUGCAAUGAAAGAUAGGCGUGGGAGGGGGAGGUCGGGGGAGCAGCACGACAGCCAUUGCACUACAACAGCAGGACCAGACCCCGUUACUGAGACGAUGGACUGCUAGCAUCAAAGGGCUUCUUGAUAAUGCACUCCAAGGUCUUUUUAACUACCUGGCAGCGUUGCCAUCAUUUAUUAGUACUACUGUCAUUGUCCUUCCUAUUGUAAUUUUAUAGUAAUUAUUGUAUUUUAACUGAUGGAGACCUCAUUCGUGUGAGCUGUCAAAAGCAGCAUUGGGGUGAGCUCUGACAUGUUAACGUCACGUAAGACCAAUUUGGGGCAUGACCAGUGAAUGGCAGAACUGGGAGGUGGAGGCGGAGCCGGAGAGGGUAGAGUGCUGCUCUGCUUAUCAAGAGGAGUUCCGCGGAUAUUGGCCUUGUUUCCACACUUCCCUUCCCGCUGGAGCGAGGGAUGGCUCAAACGUCUCCCACGCGAAGCAUGGACAGAGACCUUAGAUUCCCACUUUUUAACGAGGCCUUAAAAACGUCUGUAUCAACGUUUGUUCAACUGUGAAUAUUUUCUGGCCAUUUUUUUGUCUACACCAAUGAACUUAUCUUUUUUGAACACCAAUGUUCAGUUCUCACAUGUCAAUUUAAUGCUCACUUUCCCCGUUUCUUAGUAAAUUAAUAGUAGAUAAUCGAUAGAUUCAGUAUGCAAAUUUUAAUAGCUGGAUCGGUAGGUGAGGGCGAGGAAAAAAUUAUUGCGGUAGUUGACACUCAUACCUUGUGUUUCACGUAACUGUUCAUCUAGAGAUGAUCAUAUUUUCUUUUUAAAAGGACAUUUACACGUUAAAUCGCUGCAGCUAAAGAAAUUACAGUAUUUAUGUUUCAAUUAUUUAAAGGGUAAGUUACAGACUCUCUAGAUAGUUUGUAUUUAUUUGAAAUGUUUGUCCAGAGAAAUGUGAUCAGGCCUUGCUGGUGGAACACGGUGUUCAGUGUAUCGGCAGUUUAUCUGUCGGUUUUCGUCUUAUCACUGCAGCUUCCUGACAGUUAAACAUUUCAGUACCAUGUUAUCUGUGUACAACAAAGCCAUACAGGAUAAAUAUGAAUAAAUAAAAUGCAUUUGUAAAUAA